CGCGCCUUUCUGUCAAUGAAGCAGCUCUUUGGAUGUAAAAUGGCGACUGUCAUAAAGCCGGAAGUCACGUAACAAAUGAGAUAUGUUGAUACAUCUGUGGUAUCCCCAAAAAGGUCUCCAGUGAAGAAGAGUUGUAUCCACUGCUUAUUCGGACUGUAAGAGAAGAGAAUUUGCAUUCAUCAGGAAUAGCUUUAUGGUUGAAAGGAACAAAUUCAUGAACACCAGCACUGAAAUGGCAGUGAGAUCAGCCAAAUGUUUUACAGAGAUGGAAGCUGCAAGAUGUCUGAAGCAACAGAACAGCAUGUGAAGAAAGUCUGCAUGACUUGUCCAGCUCUGACCUUUGGCAGAAAAUUGGAAGGUUGCUGCAUCGCUCCUUAUGGGGGAAAGGUGGAUGUGAACCAACUUUUAAAGUUUAACUUCAGUAAUAAUAUAAGAUGAAUAACAAGGAGGCAGCAGCAGCAACAGAUGUAUCUGAAAAUCAUCAUCACCACCAUGUGAAGGUGUUCCUUCCAAAAAAACUGCUUGACUGUUUGCCAAAGUGUGCCAUUCUACCCAAGGAGCGACUACGUUGGAACACCAAUGAGGAAAUUACAUCAUAUUUAAUAACAUUUGAAAAGCAUGAAGAAUGGCUAUCUGCAACUCCCAGGACAAGGCCCCAAAAUGGUUCAGUUAUUCUAUAUAACAGAAGAAAAGUAAAAUAUCGGAAAGAUGGUUACUGUUGGAAGAAGCGGAAAGAUGGGAAGACAACACGAGAGGAUCACAUGAAACUAAAAGUACAGGGGAUGGAGUGUCUCUAUGGCUGUUAUGUCCACUCAUCUAUCGUUCCAACAUUCCACAGACGCUGCUACUGGUUAUUGCAGAAUCCUGAUAUUGUUUUAGUGCACUACCUCAACGUGCCAGCCAUUGAAGACUGUGGAAAGAUCUGUGGGCCAAUCCUUUGUUCCAUCAACAGUGACAGAAAAGAAUGGCUGAAAUGGUCAAAAGAGGACCUCGUCAACCAACUUAAACCUAUGUUUUAUGGGAUCAAGUGGACAUGUACUAAUGGAAACGGAGGUACAGAAUUUUCCAUUGAGCACCUAGUCCAGCAGAUCCUUGAAAGUCAUCAUUCAAAGCCUCAGCCUCGGACCCAUGCCUGCUUGUGCAAUAGCAGCCUUGGAACUGCAGGUAAUAUUCCACAUAAGUGCAGCAACACAAAACAUCGCAUCAUUUCUCCGAAGCUAGAAAUUCGACCAUGUCCUUAUCCAGCCUUAACUGAAGUACAGAACGGUACAACAGGAGAUAACAAAAGUGAGACUGACUUGUGCAAAGCCAGCAGCCCAGACUCAUUGGAUGGUCGAGUCUCCAAAAGUGUUGGGAUGGCCAGUGGAGAGGUAUCUUCUACAUCUAGUCAUGUUGAGAAGCCGGACUCUACCCAGAACUCCCCAGUGACUCUAACCAAUGGAUAUUACAGUGAUCGAGAACUUAACCCAGUCACCAUUGCUACUAGUGUGCCAAAUCUAACUGUUGCAACUGUUACAUGUAGCUUACCACAGAAUGCAGUUAUUUUGAUGACUGGGAUAGGUGACAAACAGCUGUCUUUAGGUGCCUCUGGUCUUACACCUAGCCAGCAGUUAAUUGCUAGUGAACACAGCAGCCAGGCACUGCCACUGCCCUCUCAUGAACUUGCCUUACCUCCAAGCUCUGGUGCUGUUGGCCUGACGUUGUUGCCCAGUAGUGUUGGUCAGUUGGUGCUGACACAGAACUUGGACCCUAGUAUGGAGACUUCUGAGACCAACAAUGACUUUGACCCCGAUUUAUUUCUGAAUAGUCCAAAGCAAGGACAGACAUAUGGGGGAGGAGUGAACAAGACCACACUCUCUGUCAGUGAAAAUUUUAGCUCUCCAAACUCUUCUGAGCCUGGGACUCCAAACUGCAGCCUUGUGAGUGAGGUCAAGGCUGAGAUGAAGAAGCCUGAUGGUAUCACUAAGCUUAACGGUUACAGGAGUUCUAGUGUUCCAUCCAGUUUUGCCAUCUUUUCUCAGUCACCAAACUCAGCCUCCAUCUCUCAGACAUUCCCAGUUACCACACAGGUAUCAGUACUUUCCACAAAGCUUGAACCAUCCACAAUCUUGGAGAAAAUGGAUUACUGUAAUUCAGAAUCACCAAAGAGUAUCCAGUACUCUCAUCAGCACUCAAAUCAGGGUACAGCCAACAAUAAGCCAAACCGAUUCUUUAUCCAGGAUGACACCACUGUUCAGCCACCAGAUCAGCAGGCAACAGUAGCAACACCUCAGCCCAUGUUGCAGGCAACCAGAAGCCCUGAGUUGGAUAUUCAGCCAGUCAGCAGCAAUGUCAAGGAUGAGGACAGCAGCUCUGUGCAGGUCUUGUCAUUUCGUUCUCUUAAACAUGAAAAUGAGAUGCCCAUGGACACGUCACACAUUAGCAGUGCUGAACUGAAGACAUCACAAGUAACAGAAAUGACUCCUGACACAACACAGGAAGACAGUACCACUGAACUUUUAGGUUCUAGCAAAAGUCAAGAGGGUGCUGAAGUAUCAGACUUGCAAAACAAUAAUCUGAAUGAUCUGUACAGUAUAAUUCAAAAUGACUUGAGGUCUUCUCCUGUAAAUUCUUCCUCUAUUGACCUUGUGAUUGACCACUUCGACCUGUCCUUUGAUGGUCAGCUGCCUGAUUUAAUUUCAGAAUUCAUAAAUGAAGUGACCCCUAGCAGUAACAGCUUUGGACAAUAUAACAGCAACCAGCCCAACCUGGUUCAAUCAGUACAUCAGCAUAAUGUAGUUUCCUCAAAUUUUCCACCAAAUGGGCCACCUAUUGCAGACUAUACUACCCAAAUGCACCAAAACUCACCACAGUUCAUCAGUACAACAGUAAACUGUGUCGGUUAUACAGAUAUUACAUCAGGAAACUCACCACAGACUUCAGCAGAUUGUAGUAUAGAAACUGGGCAGCUGGUGGCCAUUACUGACUUUUCCCCUGAGUGGUCAUACCCUGAGGGUGGUGUAAAAGUCUUAAUUACAGGUCCUUGGACAGAAGAUGCAGAUAGGUAUUCCUGCUUUUUUGACAAGAUAACUGUGCCUGCAUCACUUAUACAGUCGGGGGUUCUCCGCUGCUACUGCCCUGCACAUGAGGCCGGACUGGUGACCCUGCAGGUUGCAUAUGAUAAUCAACUCAUUUCAAACUCUGUGUUGUUUGAAUACAGAGCUCGCAACUCCAUGGCACUGCCCAGCACUCAGUUAGAUUGGCUGUCUCUGGAUGACAACCAAUUUAGGAUGUCCAUCCUGGAGCGGCUGGAGCAGAUGGAGAAGAGGAUGGCAGAGAUGACUGCAGCAUCCAGCCAGCAGUCACAGCAGAAAGGAGGAACUGUGGAGAACCCACAUGUGCAGGCUUCUUCUGAUUCUUUUGAAGAACGGAUUGUUGCAGUCUGUGAAAAAAUGAUGUCACGCCCCUGCUGGCUGCACCCUGAGCACCUUAUCCAUGAUAUCAGUUUUCGGGGUAUGACGCUUUUGCAUCUUGCCGCUGCACAAGGUUAUGCAAGACUUAUUGAAACUCUCAUCAGAUGGAGGACUGUGAAUGAAGCAAGCCUAGAUCUGGAACAGGAAGUUGACCCGUUGAAUGUGGAUCACUUUUCUUGUACACCUCUGAUGUGGGCCUGUGCCUUGGGUCACCUUGAAGCUGCAGUCAUUCUGUACCGUUGGAAUAGCCAAGCUCUCACCAUUCCAGACUCACUUGGCCGGCUGCCACUCAAUGUUGCGCGCUCACGUGGGCAUGUCCGACUUGCCACAUGUCUAGAAGAGCUGCAGAGACAAGAUUGCAACCUGGAGCAGGAGAAUGAGCUAAGGAGUAGACAGUUACUCCAGGAAGCAGAAGCAGUUGAAAAGAAUUGGCAGCAGUUGGUAGGAGUCACUCUGGAAGCUGUUCGAAUCCCAUCUCCUGCUUCAGCCAGCCCUGAUACAGGUCUGAGCACUGUUAGUGGAGUAUCCUCUCCCUCUGAGAUGUCUGAAGGAUCCGUCUCAAUGACAUCUGCAUAUUCUAGUAGCUCUGCACUUCGAGAAUCGCCCAUUUACAGUCCCGAUGAUGAAACACAACAAGAAAUUGCAAUGGAGAUUACAGAGUCCCGACAGCUGUCUUUAGAGUCACCCACAUCUGCUACCCCUGAAGUCAAGCAGCUUGUGAAAGAUGAAAGUGGUAGCUCAUUAGAUGGCAGGAACCAUUCCUUCAGCUCCUGGUACCUGAGGGAUGAUCAAAUGUCUGCAAAAUCAAGAAGCACCUCUCUGCGCUGCUGCUCGGCAGACUCAAAUUUCUUCAUGGACUAUGAGAGCACCUUACUAGGAAGUAGUGCACGAUCAUUUUCUACAGGCAGGGAUCCAAUCGAGGCAGAGUUGCUUAGCUACACUGAGAAUGCAGAGAAUGUGGAGUUCCUUCCAGCAGUGGAUGUAUUACAGCAGGUGGACAUGAUUACACUUGCUGAGCAGAUCAUACAGGCAACUCCUGAUCGCAUCAAGCAAGAAGACUUUGGCUCAACAGACAUUCCACUGAAAGAACGUCAGGACAAUUCAGCUACUAAUGAGAACUUAUCAUGGCUGGCAAGCUACUUGGAGAAUGUUGAUGAACUGCCCAACUUCUCACAGCACAGGUCACUCUGCACUGAGCCUCUGACUCCACCCACUUCCAACACCUGCCUUAGUCCUACAAAUUCUCCUCUCAGUGACAUUUCCUUUGAAAAGUUUGAUCCCCCGACAACUGCCGACUGGUCUGAGUUCCUGACUGCAUCUGCCAAUGGAAAGAUGGAGAGCGAGUUUGCACUUCUGACAUUGUCAGAUCAUGAGCAACGUGAACUGUAUGAAGCUGCUAGAAUUAUUCAGACUGCAUUCAGGAAGUACAAGGGUCGAAGAUUGAAAGAGCAGCAAGAAAUGGCAGCAGCUGUGAUUCAAAGAUGCUACAGGAAAUACAAACAGCUGACAUGGAUAGCACUCAAGUAUGCACUUUAUAAGAAAAUGACACAGGCAGCUAUACUCAUCCAGAGUAAGUUCAGAAGUUACUAUGAACAGAAGAAGUUUCAACAGAGCAGACGGGCAGCAGUCCUCAUACAGCAGUACUACCGUAGCUACAAGGAAUAUGCAAAGUUCAAGCAAGGACAUCGAACAUCUUCAUCAAUGCAACAGAAAAUGAACAGAAGUUCCUUUCUUACUAAAAAGCAGGAUCAAGCAGCUCGCAAAAUCAUGCGAUUCCUAAGACGAUGCCGGCACAGAAUGAAGGAGUUGAAGCAGAGCAAGGAGCUGGAGAGCCUUCAGAAACGCAGUCUUGCAGACCACCUAAACCACACUCCAGCAUUCUGAAGGAACUCCUUCCCUCAUUUGUAACAAGGAUUUUUCUUAAAAGCUGCAACGCACAAGAACAUUUAACAAGGAAGAAGACUGAGGAUGCUUCAUUUUUAGAAGACUCAUGUUUACGUGACCCUUUGAACUUGUACUCUUUCAGGGUCUCUGUCUCUCUCUUAAACUACUAGAUUGUAGGAAUACACAGGGAGAAAAAAACUUUCUGGGAGAAAUACUGAAUGUUUCCAUGUCUUAAAAAAGAAAGACAGUUGCCCCACCCCACCCAAAAAAAAAAUGUUCCGUCCUGUUUCUGGCUGCAAUAUGAGCAGUGGCUGGAAGUUGCAAAAUGGGGAAUCAGGGAGUGGGGUAUAGAGAUGCUGUGAUAUUGUGCUGACGAGAGUGGAGUCUAACAGAUACCAGUGUGUUUUACAUUUGGGUAGGAAAGAGAACACUGAUGCUCAGGAAGAAGAUGAAACCUUUACUGGAAAGCAGACUGCAGCUUUUAUGAUACUGCUCUGUUGAGAACCAAUACAACCAUUCCUAAUAACAGUGUCCGGAUGGUGGGUUGACUUUAUAUAAUAUUGGAAGGAGUAGUGAGAAGGCAAACUUUGUUACGUGAAAUCCAGAGGAGAGAAGGGAUCCUGUUUGACUGUGUAGUCCUCCUCUGCUGUUUUUACUUCUGAAACUUUGUACUUCUUGGCCAGCUGCUGUUUGGACUCACAGUCUGUGGCAAAUUUACAUCCGCACUUACUGACUGUGACUGACAUUGAAUAGCAGGAUAUGCAACCUUGUAAAGCCCUUCUACUUUUGUUUUAUCCGACCUUUCAAAAAAUUAUACAAUUGUUCAGUUCUGACUGUUUUGUUUCUUGUUAAGAACAUUCUUAUUCAGCACAUUUGCAUAUGAGGUUACUGAACUAUAAGUGGGCUUUGGAAUGACAUAAAACUUUUGUGGGUAGUUGCAUUUUCACAGAGUAGGCCUCAGACAAACUUCAAAUGGAGUGAACCAUAGUGUGUUAAGUAGGUGGAAGUGGCAGAUAGAUUUUGUAAGACUGAGUCAGUGGCAAUAAAAGUGGGGAUUAAUACAAAUGCUGAAAAUGUUGAUAUACCAGGAAUAACAUGUAGGAGGCAGGAGCAUUUAAUGUUUGUAAUUUUUAACCUUAAGGAUAAGUUUCCUGAAAACAUCUCACAUUUAAUCAUAAUUAUAAUGAACAUCGAUUUCCAUUCAGAGUUUUCCUCUUCCGUGUAGUAUUUUGGCAGAAUAGGUGUAUUUGCAAGCAUUACGGGCGUUGCUUUCUUGAAAAAUGUGUGAGAAAUGCAUUUAUCCCCAUUUUUUUAGGCUUUGUAAUCAAUGCUUCAUUUAAAAUGUUCAGAGGAUGCUCUCACAGGGUUGAAAAUUUAAAUAAGUGUAUGGUGGAAGCAUACCACUUGCCAACACACACACAUGCACACACACUUGAGUUUUAGAAUUGGUUUUGUCAAUGAUUUAGGUGAAAGCAGUACUUUAGUUGCUGAAGGGUAACUCAUUUGCAUUACUACGCUUUAUUAGUACACCCUGCUUUUAUAAGGCAGUUAAGUGACCAUAUCUUAUUGAAAUCUUUCAGCUAUUUAAAGGUUUAUGUAACAAGCUGGCUUUUCUAGUACUGAUGCAAUGGACUUGCUUUUUUGGUUUGCACCACCUUUUCUGUCCCAGACAUUAAUUUACAUAAAUCCUUGCAGAGGUAUAUACAGUACUUAUGAGCAACAUCUACUUUAUAAUAUAGCAUUUCAAAAGUUUGCUUCAUCCUUGCAGUUGACUACUUCCCAGAGUUUGUAGAAACAAGUUUCCUAUGUGCUUCCGAGUGCUUCAUGUCAGUGGUUCAUCUCACUGUAGCAACAUUUUGUUUUGAUAUAAUCCCCUUCUGAUCUGUGAUUCCCCCCCCUUUGCAGCUUCUUUGUUGGCCAGUUCAUUUCCUCUGGUGGAAAGGCUGUAUUGUCCAUUUGUUCCCCCUGGGGCAGGGAUCAUGUGAACCAGGAGUGGUGUUGUCAUCUGUCUCCUGGACUGGGGUUUUCUGAUAAACUCGUCUCCUCUCUUAAUAGUGAAAACAAGGCAACAGAGUGUCUCAGCCCCCUUCUCACAACAGAUGAGUGGUGAGCAGGUAUUAGUCUUGUCACGCUGCUCCUCCCAGAUUCAGCAGAUGCCCAAGCAACUAACCAGACUUGGAUUUUCUGGGAUGGUAGUCAGAACUUUAUCCCUCUAUACCAUUGGAGCUAGCUUCACUGCAGCAUAUGAUGAAAUCUGCUGUGUAAACAUGUUUUCUGAUGUCAAGGUUAUAAUAAGAAAUCUUUUUUUUUUUGUAAAGUUACACUUUUCUUAGUAUGACAAUCCAAAUUUUUAAUGUGCACAGAAAAGAUAACCAUGAAAAGAAGUGUGUGCUUCAGUAUAAUUGUGGAUGUGUAUGCAUAUGUAUUUGUAUUUAUUUUUUAAGUUUGCUUGUACAUAAAAUGUUGUUAUCGGUAAUGAAUGUAAAGGAGAUAACAAGCUAUAUCCUGUUCUUUUUGUAGAAAUAUGCUGCUGAUGCAUCCAAAGUGAUGCAACCCCAAAGUCAUUAUUUUUAGAUAAAUCACCAAACAUAAUUUUAUAGAACAUUUGCAUAAUGGUGCACAACAUCAGCACACAUUUUCACAAAUGCAUAGGCUCCACCUGCAGAGAUUGAAGGCAAUGUAAAUGAAGGGUGGAGUGACUGGACAGUGUAUUCAUUCUUAAGCAAUGGAAAGUGUCUUCACAUGGUGUGACCUUAAUAGAGUCCCUGAGAAAACUUGUGUGUGUGUGUGUGUGUGUGUGUGUGUGUGUGUGUGUGUGUGUGUGUGUGUGUGUGUGUGUGUGUG
This is a messenger RNA of Protopterus annectens (West African lungfish), 8180 nucleotides long. RefSeq names its product calmodulin binding transcription activator 2 (gene CAMTA2). Gene Ontology annotation, biological process: regulation of transcription by RNA polymerase II. Gene Ontology annotation, molecular function: protein binding; double-stranded DNA binding; transcription coregulator activity. The transcript has 25 exons. Lineage: Eukaryota; Metazoa; Chordata; Ceratodontiformes; Protopteridae. The record is from RefSeq and is a predicted model, not a curated record. Gene Ontology annotation, cellular component: nucleus. The coding region runs from base 435 to 5336 and encodes 1633 amino acids.